AUGAUGAUUAACGAGCAGUUGAUCCUUGAGGAGGAUUAUGAUGAGAAUUAUCAACCCACAGAGGAUGAAAUUUUAGAGUAUGCUAGGUCAUUUGGCAUUGAUGCGGCUAAAGAGCAGAGCCUGUUAUGGAUCGCACGAGAAGGUAUUAAUGCUCCUCUGCCAGAGCAUUGGAAACCCUGUCAGGAUCCAAAUGGAGACAUCUACUACUUCAACUUUGCCACUGGUGACAGUAUAUGGGACCACCCUUGUGAUGAGUUCUACAGAAAGAUGGUACAAGAGGAGAGAAAAAAGGGUUCCAGUCUGGCUGGCAAGGCCAAGAAAGGGAAGAAUGGUGGUGGUAGAAAGGGCAAAGAUGACAAAGCAGAAGGAAAGGGUGUGGGUGGCCUGGGUGUGAGUGGUCUCUCUCCCCUCAGAGCAGAGCCUAGCCCGGGGGUGCCUGCCAUGCACAAGUCAGGCUUACAGACCAUGGGCUCCCUCAAGUCCUCCAGUGGACUGGCACCUCUCAGAGGUUCAGCAGGAGCAAGUCAGAUGCGUUCCAGUUUCAACUCCACCACAGGCUCGGUCAAGUCCAUGGCAAAUCCUCAGCAGAGCAUGAACAUGACCAGCAGUGUUAGCAUCCCUGUGUACUCUACAGACUACGAGCAAGAGGCUGUGAAAACAGAAGAUAGUCGGCCCCAUAUGAAUCUUGAGCAAGACUUACAGGAUGUGGCCAACCUUGGCUAUGAGGAAUCCGACCCACCAAGUGGCAAAGAGAGUGCAUCCGAAUCAGAUAGUGAAGACUAUGACAAAGAUGUGGAUUUUGGGAUAGAUAAAAACCUGUCUGAGAGAAUCAUGGACAUAGAAUUACUGGAACCCCAGCUGAGGGGUUCUCUGGAGAAAGAUGUGGAUGGAACACUAUCCAUGAAAUCUACAGCCAGGGGAGAUGACUCGCAGGCAGGCAAAUUAUCCCCCCUGAUUUUGGAACAGCGGGUCGAAGAUGAGCGCAAGAAAAAGGCUGAGUUAGCUGCUAUGGCUGCAGAAAGAAGAAGGAGUCAGGAUAAGACACAAGAAAAGGCAGAACAGGAAGAGCAUUUGAGAUCAGCCAAUGACCGUGCAUUACAAGAAAUGAAGGAGAAGUUAGAGGAGGAGUUGGAGAAGGCCAAGAAAGAAUUGUUAGAGGAUAAAGAAAUGAAGAUGAGGAGAUUAAAAGAAGAGAUGAUGAAGGCGCAAGAUGAUGAAGAGAAGAAGAUACUGCAGGACAAAGAGGAGAAGCUUAGGUCCCUAAGGGCUCAGGUGCGGGAGGACACGGAUGCCGAGUGUGAGCUCCUCACUCAGGGGAAGUCUGAUACACUACAGUCACUGAGAGAAGAGCUGGAGGCUGAGAAAGUGCAGAAGGAGGCCAGCAUCCGGAAAGAAAUGGACACGUCUCUUCAAAAGCUAAGGGAUGAGGUUAACUCCCUCCAGAAAGAAGAAAUCUCUCGUCUUAGUGAGGAAAAAAACAAAGCUCUCGCCAAGAUUCAGAAACAGGUAGAGGAAGCUGUGUGUGUAGAGAGGAGAAAACUGGAGGAAGAGCACAAAGCAGAGCUGGAGAGUCUGAAGCAGAAGUACAGGAUUGAGCAGGAAUCAUCACAGGAGGAGCUGGAAGCACUGCAUAGGAAACAGCUGAAUUCUCUACAGACAGACCUGUCACACAGGCAUGAGAAGGAGUUAGCAGCGCUACGGGAGGAAUUAGAGAAGAUUCAUCUUCAGAAUGAGUUGGCUCUGAAACAGGAAAUAGAGGCGGCUAGGAAUCAGCCGAGUGCUGUGAGCGUUCUAGACGAGGGACUGGAAGACGUCCUCAACGAGAGGCGGCAGGAGAUUAAAGAGGAACAGAGGAAGGAGCUGAGCCGGCUGAGAGAGGAGCAUGAGAGGCAGAUAGACAGACUGAAGCAGCAAUAUAUCGCCAAGGAAAAAAAAGAAAAGCUUUUAUUGGAAGAAAAGUUCAAGGCUGAAUGUAGGAAGAUUCAAGGGCAGCAUGAGAAAGAGCUUGAUGACUUGAAACGAACACUGCAGAGCAAGAAAGAAAGUGUUUUAGACCAGUAUGAGGAAGAUGAAGAAGAGUUGAGGGGGAAGUCUGCAGAACUGGAGAGAAGAAAAACUGAAGUAGAAAAGAGCAUUAAGCAAUUAGAGGAACAGGAGAGGAAACUUGGAGAGAGAAUAGACAACUUUCAUAAAGAAGAGGAGAAUUUUGACAAGGAACAGGAGGAAGGAUUUGGCUCUCACAGUGUGAACCUUAGCUCGAAAGAGCUGGAGAGGAUGAGAGAAGAAAGGAAGCAACUGAAGGAAGAACUUCGAACAGAGCAGUCUGUGUUAGACACGGUCAAGGCAGAGAAGAAAAGCCUGGAGAAGGAGGUGUUCAAACUCCGGUCUGAAAUGGAGCAGAAUAGCAGGAAACUCUCAGGCCUGCGUGGGAAGAUAGACCAGAAACAGCAGGAGUACAGUAGCAUUCAGCAGAAAAUAAUUCUGGCAUCUGACGAAACCCAGAAGCUGGCAGAGGAACAGUUACGUGGAGAAAAACUCUGUGUUGAGGACCUGGAGAAAACACCCACUCCCAUUCUCAGACCUACGUCUGCAGAGUUACCUAGUGAAUCAAUAGAUGGUGGGGACAUUAGCAGAGCUCCGUCUCAUAAAGUGACAACUCUACGUGGACAGGAAAUCUUUGGGAAAAGAUCUCGUCGCAAGGUUUCCUAUGACCUCAGUGAAGACACAACCACAUUUAGUGUGCCUAUUGUGCGUCACAUGGGAUCCUCAUACAGUGUCCUCCAAGCACACUUGUCCAGAGAGACUAACUCAAUCUCCUUGGCUAAGGAGUUUCUCCGUAAACAACGCAACUCCCUCAAGAGGAGACAGGCAGGUCUCCAGGCAGCUCGUGAUGAACUUGGCAAAGACAUCCUCAAACAACAACAAGGGACGCUGUCACCCUCUGCUGCAGAGCUCCUGAGCAAUGUACGAGACUCGUUAGAGCGGGAAGCAGUGGAACUUGACAAGAUGGCUGUCCAUAUGAAUGCUGGAAACCGGUUGGUCAGGGAAAAGGAAGUGAAGAUUCAACAGUUGAGGUCCCAGUUAGGGCAGGAGUCCGGCAGUGAGAGCGAGUCAGAGCUUGUCCCUUUUGAACACCCCCAUCAGCCAGUGCAGCUGCCAAGAUUUGACCUAAGUGAUGAUGAUGAGAGUAGUGGUGUCAGCAGUACAGACCUCAACAUAGACAACUUCCUCACAGGCCUUCCUGGAGAGUUGAAGUACCCCACUGACCCAGUGAUCACCAAACCCCGCUCACAGGGGAAGCUCACAGACACAGACCCCCUGGCAGAGUCCCUGCUGAAGAUUAACACAGAGUUGUCCCGAGUUCUGGGCAUGAUCAACACAAAGAAUGCAGUGGUCACACCCACCCAAGUCACUCCAGGCGAUGAUGGACCCUCAUUGAGCCUAGGGACAAGGUAUAAUGAUGCUCUGAUACCCCACCCACCGUACCAUGCCUCAUCCUCAGCCUACAGUGUGUGGAACCCCGCCAGAAAUCCUUACUUGUCUGGACCAGGUUAUCGGGUGAAUUUUGGCGGUUUGGUGCAGACUGCAGAAGAGUCUUUAGAAAAAAAAUGGAGGAAGUACUUUGGUGCUCAGAACCCUCCUCUCACAGAGUCUGUGGCUCAGCCAAAGUUGUCUGGAAUUCACUGGGGUCACACACCUGUCAGGGAUCAGCUGCGUCGGUUCCGGCUGAGUCUACAGACGAAGUCACGGCUAGGUUCUACACAAGACCGUCUCACAGAGCACAGGGAAUGGUUCAGAAAAUUUCAGCAAGAAGUCAGCUUUGGAGCUUCAUAUGCCAGGACAGAGAAAGGGGAGAGCACUGCAAUAAACCCCACAUUUAACCUGAACAGCCUUUCUCUGCGAAGUUUGGACAACCCGGAGCCAGUGUCUUCUUCAACACCAGCCCAGCCCCCAUCAGGAUUAGUACGUUUAGAGUUGGAUGAAAACAACGAGAUUCGUGUCCGACAGUAUUAAAGCUUUCCUGACAUUGUACCCUUCCUGAACUUGUACCCUUCCUUACAUUGUACCCUUCCUUACAUUGUACCCUUGCUUUUUAUCAUCUGUUCUAUCUGUAACAGGUCUAAAUUACCUGACAAAGUUUUAAUAAAACCUUACACAAAUACUUGUGCUGAUCACUUAGUUUUUUACACUUUGGUGGGUUUUUUUUUCCAUCCAACUCCAUUUGUCUUCUCUCCUCUGUGACCCAACCCUUUGUCUGUCUCCUCUCUUCUGUGACCCAACUCCCUAUGCACCUCUUCGCUUCUGUCAUGCAACUCCCUGUGUAUGUUCUCUUUUGUCACCCACUCACGUUUAUCUCCUCUUCUGUGACCCAACCCUUGUGUAUCCUUUCUUUUGUCUUCCAACCCCCUGUUUAUCACUUCUCUUCUGUGACCCAACCCUGUAUGCACAUCUUCGCUUCUGUCAUCCAGCUCCCUGUGUAUCUUCUCUUCUGUGACCCAACCCUUGUGUAUCUCCUUUCUUUUGUCUUCCAACCCCCCCGUUUAUCUCCUCUCUUCUGUCACAGUACCCUCUGUUUAUCUACUCUCUUCUGUCAUCCCCCGUUUAUCUCCUCUCUUCUGUCACCCUACCCCCAUUUAUCUCCUCUCUUCUGUCACCCUACCCCCUGUUUAUCUCCUCUCUUGUCAGCCCACCCCCCAUUUAUCUCCUCUCUUCUGUGAGCCUAACCCCUGUUUAUCUCCUCUCUUCUGUCAGCCUACCCCCUGUUUAUCUCCUCUCUUCUGUCAUCCUAUCCCCAUUUAUCUCCUCUCUUCUGUCACCCUACCCCCUGUUUAUCUCCUCUCUUCUGUCACCCUACCCCCCGUUUAUCUCCUCUCUUCUGUCAGCCCUACCCCCGUUUAUCUCCUCUCUUGUCAGCCUA
Liolophura sinensis is the source of this 4918-nucleotide messenger RNA. Its product is annotated as centrosomal protein of 164 kDa-like. The record is from RefSeq and is a predicted model, not a curated record. NCBI's taxonomy places the organism in Eukaryota, Metazoa, Mollusca, Polyplacophora, Chitonida, Chitonidae. Gene Ontology annotation, molecular function: protein binding.